AUGCCUAACAUAUCCUUUGAUAUUUUCUUCGAUAAGGACUUUAUCAACGUCACCGCCACUCGAGGACAUACAGCUCCCAAGGCCAAACCAGAGUGGAAAGUCCGGACUGCUCCCAAGCUACCUCCCAAGCCGAUUCCCGAAGACCACAGCGGUACUCCACGACCACCACCAAGAGAGAAGCUGACCUCAACCCGUCAAUCGCUCGUUCCUCCUAAACAAUCCCGAGCUACCGACAAGGUUGCUGGCGAUUCUUCCGACGCAGCUUCCCAGACCAGAUCCUUUGCAGGUGGAGCUGUGAGUGCAGUAGGGAACACCAUCAACAGUGUGGGAGAGGGGAUCAACGCGUCGAUCCGGAGAUAUGGAGAUGGAGCCAAAGACUAUGGCAACGCCAUCAUGGACUGGACGUCGGCUGACGCGGUGAGAGCGACGACGGCAGCCAAUCCACUGGGGUUGAGUGCUGGUAAGACAGGGGGGAAGAGAGGAGUGACAAACCCUUCGGUCUACACGCCGCCGAAGUCGUCGAACCCUUCAAAGACGUUGAUGACGACCAACAAGACCGUGGCUGCACCUCAGAAGAAGAUCGAAGCCGGGACGCCCAGGAAGGCUCUGCCUGCUCCUGGUCCGAAGCCAGCUCCUGCGAAGAAGGCUAUUUCUGCACCGCCACCAAAGUCGACCCCAGAUAAGUCGGCAUCGGCAAAGUCGACACCAGCAAAGACUUCUACCGCACCAAACCCGGGAGCAAUGAGGAAGAAGCCAGCUGAGACCAAUGGUAAGGCUAAAAAACCAACUUCGGUGAGCAAGUCGACUCCUGUCAAACCGGCUGCUCCCAAGACAACAACUGCCGGACGGCACCGGGUAGGAGGGAACCCUACAGCUGCAGCGAACCCUCUCGGUCUGACGUUUUGA
This is a messenger RNA of Exophiala xenobiotica, 906 nucleotides long. RefSeq lists its product as uncharacterized. NCBI's taxonomy places the organism in Eukaryota, Fungi, Ascomycota, Eurotiomycetes, Chaetothyriales, Herpotrichiellaceae. The transcript is spliced from 2 exons. The record is from RefSeq and is a predicted model, not a curated record. The coding region runs from base 1 to 906 and encodes 301 amino acids.